Messenger RNA from Prosopis cineraria, 1818 nucleotides. RefSeq lists its product as uncharacterized. The coding region runs from base 8 to 877 and encodes 289 amino acids. The record is from RefSeq and is a predicted model, not a curated record. NCBI's taxonomy places the organism in Eukaryota, Viridiplantae, Streptophyta, Magnoliopsida, Fabales, Fabaceae. The transcript has 5 exons.
UGAAGGAAUGAUGCAGGAUUAUCCGGUGCUAUGGUUCUGGAAUCGACUUCCACACAGCUUGUUUAGCAACUUGAAAAACUUGACAGUGACAAUGUGUGGUUUUGUGAAAUUGAUCCCUUUCCAUGUGCUAAGAUCCUUAAACCACUUGGAAGAUCUGGUGGUGCGUGAUUGUUACAUUUUGGAGGUGAUAUUUGAUCUUGAAGAGUUAAAUGAUUACAAUGGAGAGAUUCAGCCAUUAGUGGUUGUGCCAUUGAAAACGCUAAUACUAUUGGAUUUGCCAGAGCUUCAGAAUGUGUGGAGCAAUAAUAAUAAUGCCCCUCAAGGACUUGUUUCCUUUCGAUGUCUACAAGAGGUAAUUGCUUCUAGUUGUGAAAAGUUGAAUAGUAUAUUUCCUGCUUCUAUAGCCAAAGACAUGUCGUGUCUUGAAGAGCUUAAAAUAAAAGAUUGUAGUAUAGAUGUAAUUGUUGCAAAUCAGGAUGGUCAAGCUUCAGAAUCUGUUGUUGAUGAUGAUACAUUAAUUGUGUUCCCUAGGCUGACCUUUCUUUACCUUGAUGAUCUUCCAAAUCUGAGGAAUUUCUAUCCACACAGACACAGAUUAAAAUGGCCAUGCCUUGAGGAGUUAUAUGUUGUUUUUACUGAUUUAGAUUUAUUUGAAAAUGAAGCCUCAAGUUCUUCAUCAGCAAUACAUCAUGAAGAGAUGAAACCUGACUCAAAAUAUCCUCUGCUCUCGCACGAAGAGGAUUUUCCCAAGUUGGAGGUGUUGUAUUUGGAGGGAGAAGAAGCUCGGAUGAUGUUGAAUAUCCAGUUGCCAAAGUCCAAAUUUCCCAAGGUAAAAGAUCUUAAUCUACUUCAGUUUGGUCGCACAACAAAUGCUUAGGGAUUGUUGACAAGUUUUCCAAAUAUUGAGGAGCUUAAUUUGUAUGGUGGCUCUUUUCAUCAAGAGAUAUUCUCAAGUACUAAGGAGUCUCAUCAUCAUAAUUCUCAAUUAUUAUUUGCUUCUCCUUUUGGAAAAUUGCUUCUUAAGCACUUGGGAAAGGCAAAGCACAUAUGGGAUCAGAAUCCUCCAGUACAUCUUCUCCAAGGUCUUCAAGAACUACAUGUUUCUGAGUGUUAUGAUCUGAUAAGUUUAGGACCAUCCUUCAUUUCUUUGGAAAAUCUUACACAUCUUCAUGUGGAAUAUUGCGACGACUUGACCUGUUUGGUGACAUCGUCCACAGCUCGAAGUUUGGUCCAUCUUACAAAGCUCACUGUGUCACACUGUGAUCGAAUAGAAGAAAUUAUAAUAAAGCUGCAAGGAGAGGACGACGAGGACGAGCUUGUCAAUUUUGGAAAAUUGGAGUGUUUGGAACUUGUUGGAUUAUCUUGCUUGAAGAGCUUCUGUUCCCAUGAUUUUUAUACCUUCGAGUUUCCAUCAUUGGAUCAAUUAAUUAUAAGACACUGUCCUUCACUCCAAAUAUUCUGUCCAGGAGACAUAUACACACCUGUUCUUCAAGCUGUUCAAGUGACAGAGAAUAUAAGAUUUUGGGACACCAAUGUUAACAACACAAUCCGGCAGAUGCCUAAGGUGGUUCCCGAGCAAUCUUCAGUUGCUCUUGAUCGAAAUCUUUUUCGCAUAAGAUUUGGAAGAAUACAUGGAAGAAUGAGUUCAUCAUCCAUCUCAUCUUUGUUGCUAUAACUAGGAUUUGUGUUUACCCAUUUGAGAUAUUCAUACUAGCUUGCUGACUGGCCACCAACUUGACUUGAUUUGUGUUAUAAUGAAUCUGGAUAUAGGGAAAUUAGAGUUGAAUCCCACUGUGUGUGAGAACUCGAAAUUUAUUG